CUUUCGAUUAGUGUUCUCUCUCUCUCUCCCUCCCUUUCUUAUCUCCUCCACGCCAUCCAUGGCGGAACCCUAGCUCCUGAGACGAAGACGAAGACGAAGACGAAGAACAAGAUCAAUAGAGAUUAUCACCUAGCUUCUCCAUCUUCUCCAUCUCCACCUUUGAUUUCCAGUGCUUUCGAGAAUUCAAUUUUCUUUUUUGAUUCAAAGUCUUUUAGGGUUGAGAUCGUUGAAAUCUGAUCUCAAUUUGAGGAUCUCUCCGAUGAUGUCGAUCCUUCCGAGCAGCGAGACGAUUGAGAUCCGAGAUGUAUGGGCGGAGAACCUGGAAGACGAGUUCGCCCUCAUUCGUUCCUUCAUUGACGAAUUCCCCUACGUCGCCAUGGAUACGGAGUUCCCUGGUGUUGCUCUUCGCCCUGUUGGUGCCUUCCCUUCUACUGCUGACUACCACUACCUCACCCUCAAGGCCAACGUCGACAUCCUGAAGCUUAUUCAGCUCGGCCUCACUCUCUCCGCUGCUGAUGGCUCUCUCCCCGCCUCUCCCUCCUCUGGCCGCUUCCUUGUCUGGCAGUUCAACUUUCGUGAGUUCGAUCCCGACUCCGACAUCUACGCCCAUGACUCCAUCGAUCUCCUCACCUCCUCUGGCAUCGAUCUUAUCAAGAACCGUGAGGAGGGCGUUGAUUCUAUGCGCUUUGCUGAGCUCUUGAUGUCUUCCGGCAUUGUCCUUAAUGAUUCCAUCCAUUGGGUUACUUUCCACAGUGGGUAUGAUUUCGGAUACUUGUUGAAGGUGCUGACUUGCCAAAACUUGCCCGAGACCCAAGCCGGAUUCUUUGAGCUCAUCAACAUAUACUUCCCGAGAGUUUAUGAUAUCAAGCAUUUGAUGAGGUUUUGUAAUAGUUUGCAUGGAGGGUUGAACAAGCUCGCGGAGUUGCUUGAGGUUGAUAGGGUUGGGAUUUGUCAUCAGGCUGGGUCUGAUAGCCUGUUGACAGCGUGCACCUUUAGGAAGCUCAAGGAAUGCUUUUUCAGUGGCUCCACUGAGAGGUAUGCCGGAGUGCUUUAUGGACUUGGUGUUGAAAAUGGGCAUGCUAGUGGUCAUUGAAAUGGAAAAAUAUAAAUGGGGAAAUAGGAAACUAGUAAUAAGAUUUUGAGGUUGAUGAUAUGAAAAAAAUGCUUUGGAUGGUAAAUGUAGCAUCUUUUCUUUUGUUUCAGCUAUGUUAUUCCUUACUAAUAUGAAAGUUGGAGUUCUUAAUUUCCAUUCAAUUACGUGUUCCUGAUUUGGUAACUGAUAGAUAAUGGUUAUUAGUGCAUGGGGGAUGUGUACUCUUGUCAAUAGUUUGUUAUUGAGAAAGUUUGGGAUUUA
Molecule: messenger RNA, 1354 nt
Organism: Dioscorea cayenensis subsp. rotundata (Guinea yam)
Lineage: Eukaryota; Viridiplantae; Streptophyta; Magnoliopsida; Dioscoreales; Dioscoreaceae
Product: probable CCR4-associated factor 1 homolog 7
Exons: 1
Coding region: 260-1093 (277 amino acids)
Cellular component (GO): P-body; CCR4-NOT complex; CCR4-NOT core complex
Molecular function (GO): nucleic acid binding; poly(A)-specific ribonuclease activity
Source: RefSeq, a predicted model, not a curated record